AUGCUUCAAAAGUGGCUUGAUGAUGCGAUUGCUGAUGACGAGAUUCAUAAAAUACCACUCGAAGAAAUUACUAAGGGAGAUGCUAUUGGCGCAGGAUCAUUCGGAAAUGUUUAUUUAGGUUUUUACAAAUUAACCAGAAUUGUACUAAAAAAGAUAAAAAAAUGUCAUAUUAAAGGAAAAGAAAAAGAUAGCUUCCUCGCAUUUAUAAAGGAGUUAAAAAUACAUAGUGCUUUGAAACAUGAGAAUAUUAUACCAUUAUAUGGAAUUUGUGAGAGUAAGAGUCGAAAUUCCUAUUAUCUGGUAAUGCAAUUUGCAAACAACGGGACGUUGCGUGAAUUUUUGAAAAAGAGCAGCGAAACUUUAACCUGGGAUAAAAAGAUAUCGCUAGCAAUGGAAAUAGCUGAGGUACAUGAGAAUCAUAUAAAAAUCGCAGACUUUGGUCUUUCUAAAGACAUUAAUAGCAUACCCUCCAGCCCUUCGGGAAUGGGCUUGACACCGUAUCUUGAUCCUAAAAUGCUAGAAGACAACGAAUACAAAAAAGACAAACGAUCUGAUAUUUACAGUUUAGGAGUUUUAUUUUGGGAAAUAUCAAACUGUCGUACUCCUUUUGAAGGCUACAAUGGUUUAGCACUUGUGCGAAAAAUUAUUGAUCGUGACGAAUUACGUGAAGAUCCAAGUACCAAUACGCCUCCUGAAUACGUGAGACUAUAUAAGGAUUGUUGGCAACUUGAGCCGGAAGAUCGGCCUUUAAUCGAAAAGGUAUGCAGUAGAUUGGAAUCGAUCUCUAAAGUUUUCACCCAAAAUAUUCUGCAUGGAACCCAUGAUAUUUUCAAUGAAAACACUUUUACAACAUCUCAGACUGAACAGCAAGUUAUUAAAAGCUUAUAUAUAUGA
Ambispora leptoticha is the source of this 894-nucleotide messenger RNA. The record is from the annotation of a GenBank genome assembly. NCBI's taxonomy places the organism in Eukaryota, Fungi, Glomeromycota, Glomeromycetes, Archaeosporales, Ambisporaceae.